UCUCCCGACCGCCAAUGCUGUAAGCUGCACCGGUGCUCUAGCAACUGUUUGCAUGCAUUGGGGAGGCAGGGAGGCUCCUGCCUGCCCCCCACCAGCACCCCCAGGAUUUGGAAUAGCCCGAAGUGGGGCUGAGAGGAGGAGGAGGAGGAAGCGAAGGGGGCUGGAGGGAGAGCAGGCAGGAGGCAGCCGCCUUGGCUGGGAAGAGAGAGAAGCAGCAGUUCCCUGCAGCUUCCCUCCCUCCUGGGAGUCUUUGGCUCCGUGCAAGAGGACAGCGCAGCAGGGAACGUGGCCUGCUUUUUACACAGACUUAUUGCUGGUUGCUGGACGCUUUGGACAAAGAGGAAGCCUCUGUCCUUGCUCCUUCCUUGUUCUGCUGACUAGGGGUCUCCACGGAACCCAUUUGGCCAGUUCGAUUCAAAUCCGAACCGGAUUCGGACAAACUCGGACCGGGUCCGUUCCGUUCCGGCCAUCAAGGAUAUAAUAUUGAAGAAAGUUAAAGUUGGAAGAAUGAAGGGAAAAACCAGCGGAAGCAUUUUGGGAGGUUCCAGAUGAGGAAAAAGGGAAGAACGAAAAUGAAAAACGGGAGCAAAACGGAAGAACAGGAAGGGAUCCUCUCUUUUCUCAUUGUGGUAUUCAACAAAUAAUGCAGAAAGCAAGAGAGAGAAGUGUGUGCUCCCCACGCAGGAAAAGUACCAGUUCAGAACCAGCCUCUCAACCUCAGUGGGAUAUGCAGCCAGGGGAGAAACUAAAUAACUGUUGGGAGUUUGGAAACUGCUUCAGCCAGAGUGGAGAUGUUAAUAAACACCAUAGAACCCACACUGGGGAGAAACAACAUAAGUGCUUGGAGUGUGGAAAGAGCUUCACCAAGAGUGGAAGCCUUACUAGACAUUAUAGGAUCCACACUGGGGAGAAACCACAUGAAUGUUUGCAAUGUGGAAAGAGCUUUGGCACACGUGGAAACCUUAAUUUACACCAUAGAAGUCACUCUGGGGAGAAACCACAUAAGUGCAUUGAGUGUGGAAAGAGCUUCAGCCAGAGUGGACAUCUUAAUACACACCUUAGAACUCACACUGGGGAGAAACCACAUAAAUGCAUGGAAUGUGGAAAGAACUUCAGCACACGUGGAGCUCUUUCAUUACACCAUAGAACCCACACUGGGGAGAAACCACAUAAGUGCAUGGAGUGUGGAAAGAGCUUCAGUAUGAGUGGAAACCUUACUCGACAUCAUAGGAUCCACACUGGGGAGAAACCACAUACAUGUUUGCAAUGUCAAAAGAGCUUCAGCACGAGUGGAGACCUUUUGAGACAUCAUAGGAUCCACACUGGGGAGAAACCACAUGAAUGUUUGCAAUGUGGAAAGAGCUUCAGCACGAAGGGAGAUCUUUAUAUCCACCACAGAAGCCACACUGGAGAGAAACCAUAUAAGUGUUUGGAGUGUGGAAAGAGCUUCAGCAUGAGUGGGAACCUUAUUAUACACCAAAGAACCCACACUGGGGAUAAAAUACAUAAAUGUUUGCAAUGUGGAAAGAGCUUCAACUCAAGUGGAAAUCUUAAUCAACACCGUAGAACUCACACUGGUGAGAAAUCGCACAAAUGUUUGGAGUGUGGAAAGAGCUUCAGCACAAAUGGAGUUCUUAAUAUACACUAUAGAACCCACACUGGGGAGAAACCUUAUGAAUGUUUUGCGUGUAGAAAGUGCUUCCGUACAAAUGGAGCUCUUAAUUUACACCAUAGAACUCACACUGGAGAGAAACCAUAUAAAUGCUUGGAGUGUGGAAAGAGCUUCAGUACGAAUGGAGCUCUUACUGUACACCAUAGAACUCACACUGGGGAGAAACCACAUAAGUGCAUGGAGUGUGGAAAGAGCUUCCGCACAAUUGGAGCUCUUACUUUGCACCAUAGAAGGCACACUGGGGAGAAACCACAUAAGUGCAUGAAGUGUGGAAAGAGCUUCCUCCAUUGUGGAGAUCUUAAUAUGCACUACAGAACACACACAGGGGAGAAACCACAUAAAUGCUUGGAGUGUGGAAAGAGCUUCAGCAGAAGUGGAGCUCUUACUUCACACCAUAGAACUCACACUGGGGAGAAACCACAUAAAUGUUUUGAGUGUGGCAAGAGCUUCAGCACAAGUGGAGCUCUUACUUCACACCAUAGAACUCACACAGGGGAGAAACCACACAAAUGCUUGGAGUGUGGAAAGAGUUUCAGCACGAAUGGAGCUCUGACUUCACACCAUAGAACUCACACUGGGGAGAAACCACAUGAGUGCAUGGAGUGCGGAAAGAGCUUCCGCCAGUGUGGAGCUCUUACGUCACAUCAUAGAACUCACACUGGGGAGAAACCACAUAAGUGCAUGGAGUGUGGAAAGAGCUUCAGCACGAAUGGAGCUCUUACUUUACACCAUAGAACUCACACUGGAGAGAAACCACAUAAGUGCAUGGAGUGUGGGAAGAGCUUCAGCACGAAUGGAGCUCUUACUUCACACCAUAGAACUCAUACUGGGGAGAAACCAUAUAAGUGCAUGGAGUGUGGAAAGAGCUUCCGCGAGGGUGGAGAUCUUAAUAGACACUAUAGGACGCACAUGGGGAAGAAACCACAUAAAUGUUUGCAGUGUGGAAAGAGCUUCCGAUGGAGAGCACAGCUUACUGUACAUUAUAAAACCCACACUGGGCAGAAAACCACAUGAAUGCUCGGCGUAUCAAAAGAGCUUCAGGAGGGAUGCAAGCCUUACGGCACAUGAGCAAACUUAUAGAGGGUAAAAAUCCUGGACAGGAAACUGAAGACAGACUUAAGAAUCUGCCUCACUGUAAAAUAGAAAACUUUGAGAACUUUCUUCUUCUGAUCCAACUUGCUUUUACCCUUUUUACCUUCUGAGGGGAUGUGGGACCCAGUUGUGUUUUGGGGUCUGUUUUUUGAAUUAAUGGGCAUAAUUGGUACCAAGUGAUUCAUGAACAUGAGUGUUCCACAGCAUACAGCUUUUUUUCAUUGACUGUGAAUACAUUUCUGUAUUGGUCAGACAAUACUGAGCUUGAUGGACCAUUGGCGUGACUGAGUUUGGGAGCUCCAUAUGUUCUUCCAGAGCGCCCAUAGCUCAGUGGAAGAGCAAAUGCUUUGCAUGCAGAUGGUCCCGGAGUCAUCCCCUGGCAACGUCUCCAGGUAAGGCUGAGUUUCCAGAAUGAGGAAAGAGCACCUGUUUUGCAUGGGAAAGGCAGCAGGUACGAUCCCUGGCAGAAGCUCCAGGUAGGGCUGUGGCCGACCCCACCUAAUAGCUUGGAGAGUUUUUGCCAGUCAAUGUAGGCCAGGGCUGAACAACUCUGGCCAUCCAAAAACUUCUUGGAGUUGGAUUAUUAUUUUUGAAUUCGGGCUUAAGCUAGUUUGACAUCCCAUUGGUUUAGCUCCUCUAGUGCUAAAGGACAUCUAUCACUCAAGGUGGGAAAGAGGGAUAGAGGAGAAGCUAUAUUCUGAUGGUUUUUCUCCCAUCACGUUGUUAACCUUGGGUCGGAGUCAAAAUAAGGGAAAGAGUUUAUGAUAUGGAGCAGCAAAUUGAUCAGGGCUCCAUCCUGGCUGGUGUCUUUUUGGGCAAAUUCUGAGCUUUACCCCUGCCAAUUAUUUAAACCAGAUAACAGUCCCAAAGUACCACAGGGCUAUGAUAUUGGCCUGAUGCCACGCCUUGCGCAUAGCUGUGACGGAAGGAAGAAACCGGAAAAUUCCAUGUGGAGAGCGUAUCUGCCCCUGUGUCUCCGGUGAGAUUGAAACGACGGCUCAUGUACUUUUGUAUUGUCGUACUACUGUGACUCUCGGCAUAAGCUUAUCUCCUCAUAUAUUCGCUCAAAUCCAGGCUGUUCUGAUUGUUUUAAAAUCAUCUUCUUUUGACAGAUCAGAAUGAUUUCAGAUCCUAUAACGUGGCCAAGUUUUGCCUCAUAGCUGGCAAAAUUCAUUUCGAGUUUAAUAAACAUUUUAGUGCCUGUAUUUUCCGUUGUAGAUUCUGGCAAUCGUUUCCCAAGCCGAAACAUUUGACAACAGUUCUAGAGGGUAAUCUGGAAAGCGUCCAGGUUUUCCUCCUGCCUUGCUUCCACACAACUGGAAAUGGGGAGAAAACACAGCUCCCAAACCUGCAUAGAACACCGUUUUUGAUUGCAUGAACGACCUCAGUGAGGCGCUUCACACAACAUGUGUGAAGCCCCUGAGCGAGUGAUCAUGCAGGGCAGCCUGGAGAGACCCCCAGGACCCGGAGGCUGCUUGCAGUCUCUCGGCCGGGGAUCUACUCAUGUGUCACCGCACACUGCGGUGACACACAAGCAACGAAAUGAGGUUAAUGGAGCAUUCGCUCCAUUAACCUCAUUUAAGGGGGGGUUGGUUUGGGUGGGCUGGCUGCCUUGGUAGCACUGGGCGAGCCUGCGAGCCUGGUGGUUCCCACAAUCACUGGAAAGCGCGCUAAGCUCCUUGAGUUAUCCUCUCGCCAGUGAUUGUGGGAAUAGCUUCAGUGUGUGUUUGCUUGUAGCUGCUAAACUAGAGCUUUUGAUUUUUGUGCUGCGUCCUUGGAGUUGUGAUUCUCAGAUCAUUUGGAUUCACUGUGUCACCUUUCCCUGCUCUGUUAUAUUUAAUAAACAGCACAUUGAAGGUGUCAAGCUUC
Hemicordylus capensis (graceful crag lizard) is the source of this 4633-nucleotide messenger RNA. Its product is annotated as oocyte zinc finger protein XlCOF6-like. The transcript has 3 exons. Gene Ontology annotation, molecular function: RNA polymerase II cis-regulatory region sequence-specific DNA binding; DNA-binding transcription factor activity, RNA polymerase II-specific. Gene Ontology annotation, biological process: regulation of transcription by RNA polymerase II. Lineage: Eukaryota; Metazoa; Chordata; Lepidosauria; Squamata; Cordylidae. Bases 644 to 2686 code for a protein of 680 amino acids. The record is from RefSeq and is a predicted model, not a curated record.